This is a messenger RNA of Passer domesticus (house sparrow), 6969 nucleotides long. RefSeq names its product glioma pathogenesis-related protein 1-like. Lineage: Eukaryota; Metazoa; Chordata; Aves; Passeriformes; Passeridae. The transcript is spliced from 6 exons. Gene Ontology annotation, cellular component: extracellular region. The record is from RefSeq and is a predicted model, not a curated record. The coding region runs from base 5600 to 6496 and encodes 298 amino acids.
ACGACACGGCACGGCACGGCCCCAAGCCCCGCCCGCGGCCCGCUGCUGCCGGCUCUCCUUCGGGGGCAAAGGUGUGAGCUGUACUCCUAGCGCUGAAGGGCAUUUCCGCUGGCAAAUUAAAUUUUUUGCUGGAAAGGGUUAAACAAAAGGGAAGAAGAUGCAGAAAAAGCAGAUGUUUGAUGUUUAGUCCGCCUCAUGCCACAAGAGGGACAUGUUAGCAAUGGGCAGCUCAAUGAUGAGCAUCCUGAACACACCUGGAGCACGCAUUUAUUCAGCAAUGUCCUUUGCUUGGGUGGGUUUUAAGAUGGGUUGGCAGAAAAGGGGAGGGGUGGUGAUUUGGGAAGUGAUGAAGUUUGCAAAAGACACCACUCACGGUUUUAAAGGCUCAGGAACAGGAAACCCAGGAAAAGUUAUGACUGAAAGUAUGGCUUGAAACAACCAGAGGCAUUAAGGAGGAAAGAGUAUCAGCAGCCAGUGGAGUAAAUUGUAAAUUUCAAAAAGAAACUAAGAGUGAUGUGAAAUGUAUGAACAGUGGUAAACCUGUGCAAUAAAUCACAGCAUAUUUUAUUAAGAUAUAAAACUGGAUACUUUCAUGGUAAACUUUUUGAAACAGUCAUGACUGGAAGACAAAUACAGAAGAUCGUUCAUGUUCAGGAAUCAGCUGCAAAGAAGGAAGAGGUAGUAGAAUGAGUUACUGGGCAGAAAUUGGCAUGUUUACCUCAUGAAGCUGUCCUUGUACAAUGCCCUGAUGCAUAUUUAAAGCCAUACCAUAGGAGGAGUAAAUAUUUCUUUCCAGAGGCUCACUUAAAAAUACUUAAAAUAUUUGUACUAUUGAAUCUACGAUAUCUGUGCAUUUUUGCUUUGAAUUAAUUUUUAUGUAUCAAAUCAAGAUUCUUAAUGACCUGUUCAACAAUAAAACCCAAAAAGUUUUGUGUUUAAUUAAUAUGCCAGUGAUUCCUUGCCUGAAGACAAAACUACAUUUCAGCUAUGUUUUCAGUUGCUAGCAAGUGCUCUUAUAAAGUUAAUUUUCAACAGUGAAGGGAGGAAAAACUUCUCUAAUUAAAUUAGUUUGUAUUUCUGUGCUGCAAUAGGAAAAGUCAAUUAAAAUAAACCACAGGUACUUGCCUAAAUAAGGGAAAGUAUUUCUUUAUGAAACUCCAGUGUUUGAUAUUUAUCUGCUUAUUGCUGACUGGUUUUAUCUGAUUAAGAUUUUAUUGUAACUCUGCAUUGCACAACUAUUUCACCUUUCAUGCUUUGUAGACUUGGGAUGCAGCUUUGGUACAAACUGCAAGGGAAUAGACAAAUGAAUGCAUUUUUGAACAUAGCAUAUACUUAAGUAAGAAAUAUCUGUACCAUCCUAAUUUCAUAUCUGUUGGUGAGAAUAUUUCGAUUGGAGGUCAUGAAGGUUUAGAUGUUGCUGAUGCCAUUAAAUUGGUACGGUGAGGUCAGAUUUUUAAUUUGCAUAGUGCAGAACUGCACUGAGGUUUGUGGUUGUUACAUUCAAGUCAGAGUUGUCUGUGGUAAAACAUCCUGGUUAGUGCCUACCAUGUAAAUCAGUACCGUCUGUAAAUAACACAGGGGUGUCCAUGUGGGUGCAACUGGCAGCUCACUGUCUUUUUUAACAUAAAGCAAUGACUGCACUGAAUUACCCUGCACUGGCUCACCUCAGUACCUUGUACAAUAAGUUGCUCUUCUUGUCCACAAAUCAACCUGAAAGCCUCACUUCUCAUUUCACUGCAUGCUCACUACAUUAACUUUAUAAAAUAAUAAUUUCUAGUUCUCUAGUUACCAAGCCACAUAGUUCAGUAUUCUGUAAGUCUGGAGAUGCUGUUCAAAGUAAUCACAGUAAUUGCAGAAUGUCUGUCGGUAUUACUUAGUAAAAAUGUCAAUAGAAGGAUAAAAUCCAGCCAAAGUAACUUUUUUUUCCUUACAAUUCUUACAAAAAAGAAAAGAAAAAAAUAAUCAAAACCACAAUUUAUUAUAUUCUGAUUUCUCAGUGGUAAUUCAGAGAAACUUAAUGCUGCUGAGAAAGUAAAGGUUUAUUUUUAACACUUAAUAUUUUAAGUGUAAUUAUUCAUUCCCAUCUUGAAAAAAUAAGCUGUGCAGUAGAAUCAGUUUUAUCUAUGAGCAAAUACAUGAUAUUUCACUCAUCUAAAACAUGAUAAUUUUAAUGUCAAGUAGAUCUUAUCUAGUAAAAGCAGCUCUUAACUUUCUUAUCUCAGUGUUCAAAGAUGCUUCGACUACUCUCCAUGUAAAUUACAGAUGAAAAUACUGCGCUACCAUUGUGUUACCAGACACAAUGGUAUCUGUGAGAUUUUUUUAAGUAAGCUUUGAAUUGUGAAAUGAAAAUAUGAAAAGUUACCAGAAUAAUUUAUGGAGCAUUUUCCUUUCAGUUAUUUUUUUUCUUUUCUCGCUUAUUUCUCUUAAAGUGUUAAUUCUUGUUUUCUGCCCCUGGUUCUGCAUAUAACAAAACCAAAAGCAAGACUGGAGGAUUUAAGUUUUGAUGUUCAUUUGGCUGUAGAUUUUUUAGAAGGCUAGAAGUAGACAGUAUCAUAGGAAAUUAUUUUUCAUUUUUUCUGUGGCACAAUAAAUUAUGAAAAGUUACCUAGCAAGGUAGUUUUUACAUUUAAAUAAUUGCAAUUCAACCUUGUCUGCAUAGAAUUCUGGAGGGUUUUGCACAUUUCUCUUAGAGUGAUAUUCACAUCUAAACUUUCUUUCCCUUGAUUCUUUGCUCCUUUCCUGUUAUACACAGUUAAGUCGUAUCAAAAUGUUUAUGCAUUUCAGGCAACAUUUCAGGGAAAAUUACAAAGUAAACUAAUCACCGGAAAAAACAAGUAGUGUACAUGGGUUAAACACUAUGUCCAUCAGAAUUGAUAAUCGAAGACCAUGCAUGAUCCAGGAGCAGUUGUGUUCUUGAACGCUCAGACGCAAAAUUGAAAAUGGGUAAAAUUUAUGAACCAUAAAUGGAUGGGCUGUGUAGACCUGUUAAGAGAGCCACAACACUGGGGAUCUCAAAAUGGUAGAAAUCUCAAAAAUGUAUGUGAGGCUGUUACAUAAAGGCCUCUGAAAUGCUUAGUUCUUAACCCAGUAUUCAGGUAACACCACUUUAAAUAUUAAGAUCCUUUAAAAAAAUUGUUAUGUUUGAUAAACACAACAGCUUAUUUCAUUUAUAACUGAAGAGAUGAAACUUCGGGAAUGUUCGAGUCAGUUUGUCUGCCUAAGGCCUGUUCCCUUCCUACUGGAGAGAUACUCUGAUACUGACUAAAGCUACUGUGUCUGCAUGGCUUCCAGAAAUGGAAUGUACGAUCAUCCAGGUGUUCUAGCUAGAGAAUUAAACAUUUUUACCUGAAUUCAAUACAGUUUGUUUAGUCAUGUGCAGACGGUAUUGGAAGAAUCUCCUAAGAAAAAGCAGAUGUCUAAACUGUAAUGCCUGUCUUCUCUUAAGUUUGUUAGGUAAAUUCUUUGGUCUAAAAAUAUGCACUGCCAAAGCUUUCGCACUUAAGUUUACAGGAGUAAUCAUCCAGAUCACUUCAAAAUUACAGUAAAACUAUCUGCAGUCCAGCCACAUACUAAUGGCCUCCUCUGUUAACUGUGAAACUGUUUACAGCCUCAUUAUAAUUUUAGGAUUGUUUAGCUUUUAAUGAAUACAGAAUGGUUUCUUGCAGAAUAAUUUUUGUGGAAAUUCAAUACCACCACCAUCCUGUCCCAUAAUCUGUUUUCUGCCCUGAGGUGCCAUUGUGUAAUAGCUGCAGCAAUGCAUGUCAAAAUAUUAGUUUAUUCACAGCUCUGGAAGGCCAAGUGAUCUUGCAGCUGCCUGUGGAUAGAAUAAGAAAACCCAGCAGAUCCACCCCAUUUGUCCAACUGAAUGUAGUAAAUCAAGGUCACACCUUCUCUCCCCAACACAAGGAACAAUACUCUGUGGGGAAGUUCAUGAUUUGAGAACAAAAUUAAAUGUACUUUCACAGAUUCCCAGGCAUCGUGGAUAUCUGUAAUAGGCUGUAAUUUACCAGUUUUUAGUCCUCUGACUAAAUAAAACAUUAGGAAAAAAUUAAAAAUCUGAGGUUUUAUUUUUCCAGCUAUUUUGAACUAAAAGCAGGCCAGAAGUGCAAAAGUGGGAUGUAAACAUGGGGAAUUUUUCAAAAUCACAAGGCUAUAAAUCUUCUUGGAGGUACCCAGCUCAUGGUGCCAGAUUUCACUUGAGAUCUAUGGAUAGGCAAUGGCUUGUAUUGUCCAGACUGUGCUAUCCAAAUGUGCUAUAAUGCUAUAAUGUGCUAUCCAAAUCCCAAAACUUAAUUGUUGAGAUCCACUGCUUAAUGCUGGCAAAAGUCUAAAAUUCUCUCAUUGGGAAGAUAUCAUAGAUGCUCAAGGGCAGGCUGAACUUCUGCUUUAUUAUAGAUAGAGUCACUAGAUGGAGCCAGAAAUGCAAGACAGGAUUUUAUAACCUGGACUAUCCUGGACCCAUCAAAAUUUCCUACUGUUUUUUCCAAACACAGAAUUUCAACUGCAUGCAUAUAUGAGUGCAAGAUCACUGUACUGUUAAAUGGUGCAGUUUUAGUGUGAUGGGUUUGUGGUUUUUUUGUGCAAACUGCAUAUAGUUGUAGUAUAAUCAUGGUUUUACAUUAGGUCUGACCAGCAAAACUGAGCAGGGAAUGAGACCCAUUAACAUAUUUUGCAAUCUAUUUGCAACAAAUUUUCUCUUUAAACCUACCUAAAACUGGGUUACAAGACCUUAGCUCUUAAAACAUAUGGUUCUUCUUAUGCUCUUGCAUGUUUGUACAAUUUGGCUUAGGUUUAAAAACAAAUUCAACCAGCUUGUAGAACAGUUGGGGAGACAACACAAAUGCCAACACAUACCAUCCUACUGCCCUGAGAAGUGAUCAGACUUGGAAUGUUUUACCAGGAGUGCUAAUCCUGUAGCUGCUCUCCAGGAGCACAGGAAGCUGCUCCAGUGAUUUCAGGCUAGCAGGUAAUAACAAAUAACAAAGGAGGAGAGAAUCAACACAUACUCAAGCACGGGAUUUCCAAAUUUUGUUUUUUGUUACAGACCAAACCAGGCCAGAAUGUCUGUUCUAUAGCAGGGUGCUGUUCAGGAACUUUUUUUUUUCUUCCUACAGAAGCACAGAUUUCCUAAUUUUGCUUAUUUCUUGAGUAAUUCUGAUACGGAAGAAAAUGUUCUGCAACAUAAUUGUAACUAAGCUGGUAUGACUAAGAAAUACUAUUGGAAAAUCAGCUGAAUAGCAGAUUUCUGUUUUGUCAAAGCUGCAUUUUUUAUGAUUGGUGCAGGUUUUAAGAAAGCUGUUCAGCAGCAUCCCUUCAGAUAAGACCAAAACUCACAGAAUGGUUUGGCAGUCACCCAGGAUGGAGCACACUCAAAGGAAAGGCAGACGUAUACUUGGAGUGUUGCUCCUUGCUGAUAUGCAUGGCAGGUUUCACGCUUUACCCUUUGACUGCCAGCUAUGAUCUCAGAGUUGUACCUGAUUAAGCAAUUGCUCUUCACUUCCUGUUUGACACUUUCAAGUGCUUCUACACCCAGAGGACAACCUCUGAAAAACUGCUUGCCGGUGUCAUCUCCACCUAGAGAUUUUCCCAUUUAAAACUUAUGAAAAAACACGGGAGAAUUAUGAAAAUCACAUUUUUCUUUGCUGCACUGUUCUUACUGGAUUUCUUCAGUUGCUUUCAUGCUUAUCUGCAAUAUCCCUUGCCUGACAUAGAAGAUGCAAAGUUCAUUGAGGAUUGUGUGAGAGCUCACAACACAUUUCGAUCCAAAGUGAAUCCACCAGCCAGCAAUAUGUUUCGCAUGUCCUGGGAUGCUGCUUUAGCUAAGACUGCCAAAGCAUGGGCAAAGAAGUGCAAGUUUAACCACAAUACCUACCUUGAAAUGCCAGGAAAAAUGCACCCCACCUUUCGCUUUGUUGGAGAAAACAUCUGGACUGGCACAGCCCACAUCUUCUCUGUGGAGGAAGCUCUCAGGUCCUGGUUCAAUGAAGUCAGCAGCUAUGAUUUCAGCACCAACACAUGUACUGACAUGUGUGGUCACUACACUCAGGUCGUCUGGGCGGAGAGUUACAAAGUUGGCUGCGCUGUUCACUUCUGUAGUACAGUUGAAAAUUUUCCAGGACUGUUCAAAGCAGCACAUUUUGUUUGUGACUAUGGGCCAGCGGGGAAUUACCCAAGAAAACCAUAUCAAGAAGGAGAACCAUGCAGUAGAUGCAGUAAUGAGAAGUGUGUAGACAAGCUCUGUGAAAAUGCAAAACGUGAGAAGCUGAUAAGUUAUGCCAACUGGUAUCCAGACUGGGAUACACGGGCCCAGCCACCGCAGCCCCGUCCCCCCAGGCCUCCUGUGCCAUCACACGUCCCACCUGCUGAGCAUCCACGACCCUCUUGUGACCAAUACUGUCUCACUGUUUUAAUUUUAAGGCCACUGUUUCUUGUAUUGAGUACUGGUGCUGUACUUCUAGUACAACAGCAAUUUCCACACACUUUUUUUUAUGAGUAAUGGCCAAUUAAGAGACUGAUUGUGCUCCUACUGCUGUAUUAUUCUCACACAACUGGUACACCUUUAAAAAAAAAACAUUUGGUCAUCUUUCAUUAUCCCAGCAAUGCUUAUCCAGCAUGGGAAAGGCUGCUUCUUCACUCAAGGCAAGAUAUAACGGGCUGUGCAUAGAGGUAAUAUAAUUUAUUGGCAGUAGCUGCAACGUGCUCCUAUGUCUGCAUGAGGCUCUUAGCUCUAGGGAUAGCUUGCUACAGGGACCACAGAGACUAGAUAUUACUGCAUGUGCUAACAAUGCUCCUGGAAGCCUGGGACAUCACAAAGACAUGUCUGAAAUGGCACACUAUGUCCAAAAGAAAAAAUAAUUCAUCUUCAUAAACCUUCAGUUGUCUGGACACAAUUUCCCCUAGAUAAUGGAGAUUUAACUGUAUAUAUUACUUUUUAUGAACAGGAUUAAAGCUUGCCCUUUGCUUUAUUUA